AUGCCUAUGUCUUCUUCUCCUCCAUGUUUUUUCAACAUUACUGCUGGGCAGCGGUGUCUCAACCAUGUCAGAAGGAAAAGCGGUUAUCUGUCACAUUCAGUUCUUCCUAUAUUUCGAUGUGUGAAUGUGCUGGAAAGGAAUGUGGAGAAAUGCAGCAUUUCUGCAAAUACUAAUGACCAUCACAUCACUUUUCAGUUCCUCUGCAGACAUGGUGUUGUCAAAACAUACAAUCUGACAUUUCAAGAAUGUGACCCCCUGCAGGCUGUUUUUGCAAAGAAUAUGUGUCCAAAUGUACUGAAAGUCCACUCCAGGCUGCUGGCUGAUAUCAUGAUUCACUUUCCAAGCAGUCAAGAGGAAAUAACUUUAUCAGUUACUCCAAUGAAAGUUUGUUUCAAGAGCUACACUGAGGAAGACACUGUUUUUUCAAAGACAAUGCUUACUGAGAUACAGCUACAUCCAGACGAAUUUGACUACUUUCAAGUUGGAGUAGAUUCUGAAGUGACAUUUUGCCUUAAAGAAUUGAGGGGACUCUUGGCAUUUUCAGAUGCUAUCAGUGUUCCUGUCUCAAUCCAUUUUGACAUCUCUGGAAGACCAAUUGCCUUCAGCAUUGAAGAUAUGGUGCUGGAGGCCAGCUUUAUUCUGGCUACCUUGUCUGAGGUUGAAAAGGAGACGGCUUCCCAGAAGGCUCCCUGCUCCUCACAGCAGGAGGAAAGCUCAAAGGCACGUGCAGGUAAAACUGAGAACACCUCCGUGGAUAAAGAUUGCAGUACAACAGCAGGUGCUUCCAAAAAGCAACAGUGGAGCAGAAAUGCACCAGAGGCAGUGGAGUCUGCAAGUCCUUGGGCAAAACAAGAGAUGAAAGGUGUUCCCAGAGUCCAAAAGAGAGAUAUGAGAGGCAUGAAAGGAACAGCAAUGAUGGAGGCAGAGGACCACGCAAGGCUGGAAGGAGAAUCAACAGAGACCCACUCUCAGAAGUUUCAUUCCUUAUUUUUUGGAGCAGUUUCUUGUAAGAAGGAGGAUGCCAGCAGCCACACCCUUCAUAGCUUGGCAACAGCUAGUGACACCGAGGAGGAUCUUAGCAACGUGCAGAGCUCCCCAGUUCUCUAAUGACACAAAGCGUUGGAACCCAAGUUCAAACAAUCCAAGGGGAGAAGGGUGUUUGACAUGGGAAUUGUUCCUGCUGGCAGUGUAGGUGAGGUGUUCAUUCCCCAUUUAUGUAAACCUCCAGCAUGGGUUGUUCUAAAGCUUGGCUGCUGCCAUACUGUGGCAAGAGAUCUAUGUCACGACUGAUCUGUGUAUCGCUAGCUUGCAGUGUAUCACUGCCAUGAGAUCUAUCUGUGGGUGUGUUGCUUUGGAUGCUCAGCGCUCAGGUCCAGUCUCACUGGGGAA
Dryobates pubescens (Downy woodpecker) is the source of this 1389-nucleotide messenger RNA. RefSeq names its product RAD9 checkpoint clamp component B (gene RAD9B). Gene Ontology annotation, cellular component: checkpoint clamp complex. The record is from RefSeq and is a predicted model, not a curated record. The transcript is spliced from 9 exons. The coding region runs from base 1 to 1107 and encodes 368 amino acids. Lineage: Eukaryota; Metazoa; Chordata; Aves; Piciformes; Picidae. Gene Ontology annotation, biological process: DNA replication checkpoint signaling; cellular response to ionizing radiation; DNA repair.